AGGGUAGAGAAAUGGAGUUACUUCCAAUGGCACACAUCCUGUUUCUCAUGUUCACCUAUCUGAUGAGUCCGACGAGGGGCUCCUUGAACUGUCCCUCUGGAAAGUCGAACCCCCUGCAGUUUCACCUGGUUCGCCAGUGCCAAAGAGCCGCAGCCGAUGAAGCACUGGCCCUGGAAAACACAUCCUCUCUGCAGGAGUGUGCUCACUUGGCUCAUGAGCUGCGGGGCCUGGCCUUGAACUACGCGCCAGGAGGACCGAAAAGGAGGCUGAAUUCCUUUGACCAGAGGUCCAUUGGCAAGGCGGGGGAAAAGGAGCAGCGCAUUCGAAGUCGAUUGAGUGUCUUCGAACAGCCAGGGGAGUUCUUCAACUGCCACGUCCUGAAGUGUCCGCAGAAUAACACAUUUUCAGGGAUGGUCAACGACAGUCGCUUCGACUAUUACAGCUUAUAUGGAAGGCCCACAGUCGUAAGGAACUACAGCUGCAUACCGGAGGUUGGACUGUUCGUGGUGUAUACUCAGCCCAGUGUCUACUUGAAUGCCUCGCUGACUUGUUCCAACUCUUCGGAGUUCACUGGCAGUCUGUCCCACAUCGCCUCCGAGCACAGAACAAACUUAUUGGCCCAGUGGUUACUGGAAUUCAACAGAAAAUCGGAGUCUCAUGCAGAAGGCAAUGUCUAUCUGGCCUAUGUGGGUUUGGUCUACAACAGCUCUUCGUCCUUGAGUCCACUGGAUUUCAGAAACUCGCAACGGGAGAGCUUGCAAUGCUUUCUUUACAGAGCCUGGGAAGGCGGUCAUCCUCGCGUUGGUGGCGAGCUGAGCAACGCCAGCUGCGUGGCCUUGACGCCGCAGGGAACCUGGCAAACCCUGAACUGCGACCGGGAGCUGCCCUUCAUCUGCGAAAUCCACACGGCGCGCUCCACUUACGCCUGGGAGCGCUCCGGUUCCGAGCUGGACAUCGGCCCAACUGCAGUCUUCGAGUGCGGCAACGACUGA
Messenger RNA from Drosophila teissieri, 992 nucleotides. RefSeq lists its product as uncharacterized. The record is from RefSeq and is a predicted model, not a curated record. NCBI's taxonomy places the organism in Eukaryota, Metazoa, Arthropoda, Insecta, Diptera, Drosophilidae. The transcript is spliced from 3 exons. The coding region runs from base 12 to 992 and encodes 326 amino acids.